Paramecium sonneborni is the source of this 213-nucleotide messenger RNA. The record is from the annotation of a GenBank genome assembly. Lineage: Eukaryota; Ciliophora; Oligohymenophorea; Peniculida; Parameciidae.
AUGAAAUAUAAGCAAUUAUUGAUAGAUCUACAUAGAAAUGUAAAACUACUUAAGAUCAUGUUGGUAAAGAAUUAGCAAUUUUAUCAAGAUUAUGGUUUUUAUUAUAUUGGUUAUUUAUAAUUUAUAAAUUUAGAUUUUAUGAUAACUUAAGUGUAUCAUCAUCAAUAAAUUUUUUAACAAAAGAUUUUAAACCACAUUAGAAAAUAGCCAUGA